AUGGUUGGGAGUCAGACGAAUUUUCUAAUUUGUUUUCUUUUUACUGUGUACGCAAUAGAAACAAUCAGUGCAUCCAGGGUACUUGUUGUGGCACCAAAACUUUUUCGUUGCAAUGAAGAGGAAAGAAUUUUGAUCACUGCAUUUGACAUUAAUAAGCAGCCUGUGCCUUUCCAAGUGAAGCUGGAACACGCCACACAUGGAAAUUUGAUUUCAGACCAAAAGAUUUACGUCAGCAAAGAUCGCCCCGGAAUGGCCAAUUUGACUGUUACUCUUAGAGACCUCACCCACCGAAUGUCUGCCUCUUCAGACAUCUUUGCCCAAAAGAAGGAGAUACCAGUUGAGCUAAACACAGGCUACAUCUUUAUUCAAACUGACAAACCCAUUUAUAAUCCUGCACAAACUGUGAAAAUCCGAAUUGUAAGUCUCAAUGAACAUAUGUUACCUGAAAAAGCUCCAAUAGCUUUCAGUAUACAGAAUCCACGUGGACUCAUCUUGUAUUCGCACCAGUUUACCACGAGUCAUCCAUUCAUCAACACCACAUACGAACUAACUGAACACCCACCUCUUGGGAAUUGGACAAUUAGAGCUGGAUAUUCAAAUGGGAUGCAGACUCGAGUAAAAGCUAAAUUCCUGGUUCAAAAAUAUAUGCUUCCUGUGUUUGAAGUGAAAAUUCAGGUCGAGCCACAAUUUAUUGUAAGAAGUACGCAAAUUGUCACAGUUACAACAACAGCCAAUUAUUUAUAUGGGAAGCCUGUGAAAGGAGAAGUGAAGCUUCGGUAUUCAUAUGGACUUCUGUCACUUCUUCAGGAUGAAUUUUUCCAAGAGUUGGUCGAUGGCAAAGUUAAGAGCAAUAUACGCCUACCUCCAAACCAAGUUCCACUGAAUACUCCAUUUAAUGUAAGUGCUGAAGUGAUUGAAUCAAAUUCUGGAAUCUCAGAAACAAAGGAAGACACGUCAGCCAAAUUUGUCUAUUCUCCAUACAAAUUUGAUGUAUCUGACUCGCAGACAUAUUUCAAACCAGGCCUUCCUUAUACAGUCAACGUAGAAACACUAUAUGCAAAUGGAUCCAGUGCUCAAAAUAUCCCUUUCUACCUGGAAUACAUGGCUACAACCAGAACACGCAGGAAGGAAUCUUUUAAACAGUUAUAUGAAACCCCAGGAAGUUUCAAGCAAUGUGUUAUCCAGACAUCACGUUUCUGGAUAGAAUUCACAAUUACAUUGACCUCAGCUGACCAGCGUCUAGACUCCAGUGAUCAAAUCAAGGAACAGUGGCUGGUUUUGGCUUCAAAAUCAGAGACGGGCACUUACUUGCUUCUGUCACUUAACACAACAUUAGAUGGAUUCACGGUUGGUGAUUUCAUCACUAUGCAAGUUACGACGUCAAGGAUAUACUAUAAGACAUCACUUUAUUAUAUGAUUAUAGGCAAAAGCAAGAUUUUAAAGUACGACAUUCUCCCAUACAAUAACGGAAGAUGGCAGAUUAGCUUUGAGGUCACCAGUGACAUGAUACCCGUGGGGAGAGUAAUUGCCUAUUAUGAACGCCGGAAUGAGAUUGUGGCUGACUCUCGAUCUUUUAACGUCCUUGACAUUUGUGGCAAACCAGAGGUCAGUAACUCGAUUUUGUUCCUCCUAUAA
Acanthosepion pharaonis is the source of this 1635-nucleotide messenger RNA. The record is from the annotation of a GenBank genome assembly. Lineage: Eukaryota; Metazoa; Mollusca; Cephalopoda; Sepiida; Sepiidae.